AUGGCUGCCACCUCGGGAUUGUCGACCGCAGUUUCCGUUCCCGCCAAGCUCAGCCACGUGGCAUCCUCCAGCAACGGCAUCUCCGGUGCCGCGACCUCCGUCGCUUUCCCCUCCGCGAAGCGAGCGGUGCGUGCGGGAUCGAGCGUGGCGGAGGGGCGCGGGAAGUGCCGAUGCUCGACGGCGGAGAUUCUCCACGACGGCGCGCGGGAUCCGCUGCUGCUGCGCGUGGCGCGCGGAGAAGACGCGGAGAGGACGCCCGUGUGGCUCAUGCGCCAGGCGGGGCGCUACAUGAAAGACUUCCGCAAGUUCUCGGACAAGUAUCCGUUCCGCAUGCGGUCGGAGACGGCGGAGAUUGCGAUCGAGCUGACGCUGCAGCCGUGGAAGGCGUUCGGCACGGACGGCGUGAUCAUGUUCUCUGAUAUCCUCACCAUCCUGCCCGCGCUCGGGGUGGAAUUCGACAUGGUCAAGGGCAAGGGGCCUGUCAUUGCGGACCCGCUGCGCACCGCGGCGGACCUGCGCGACCUCAAGCCCCUGGAGGACCCGGAUGCCAAGCUGCCGUUCAUCCGCGAGAUCCUCACUUCGCUGCGGCGCGAGCUGGCGGGCAGCGAGGCGACGCUGCUGGGGUUUGUGGGCACGCCGUGGACGCUGGCAGCAUACGCCAUCGAGGGGCAGGGCAGCAAGAACCUGCUCGCCACCAAACGCAUGAUGCUGCAUGAGCCGGAGCUGCUGCAUGGCAUCCUGGCGGCCUUGGAGGAUGCUCUAGUCGUCUAUGUGAGCCACCAGAUCAGCUGUGGGGCGCACAUCGUGCAGCUCUUUGACUCGUGGGCACACCACCUCACGCCCGCCCAGUUCGCCGAGUUCAGCCUGCCGUACGCCGAGCGCAUCGUGCAGCGCGUGAAGCAGCUGCACCCGCACACGCCGCUCAUCUUCCAUGGGAAUGGCGGCACCGGCAAGCUGCACCUGGUGCAGCAGGGGUGCAGUGCUGACGUGGUGGGGCUCGACUGGGGCACUGAUAUGGCUGAGGCUAGGCGUGUGUUUGGCAGUGAUACCGUGCUGCAGGGGAAUGUGGACCCGAUGGUUCUGUUUGGUCCAGAGGCGUCCAUCAGAGCAGCUGUGGCUGAUUGCUUGAGCAAGGCAGGAGGCAGGAAGCACAUCCUCAAUGUGGGGCAUGGAGUGGUGCAGGGGACUCCUGAAGAAUCUGCAGCACUUGACCUCCACUCUCCGCCGAACUCAUCCCAGCCACGCCUGACCAGCAAAAAUCACACAAUGGCCGCCGUCGCCUCUUCCUCUGCUGUCCGCGUGGCUGCCGUGUUCGGCGCCAAGAACCAGAAGCUCAAUGCCAAGAGCUUCGCCGGCGCUUCCCUCGCCGUGAAGGCCGCUCCCGCGCGCCUGACCAUGGCUGCGGAGGCUCCCGCCGGCUUCUCCCCUCCCGAGCUGAAGUCCGACACGCCGUCGCCCAUCUUCGGCGGCAGCACCGGCGGCCUUCUCCGCAAGGCCCAGGUCGAGGAGUUCUACGUGAUCACGUGGGAGGCCAAGAAGGAGCAGAUCUUCGAGAUGCCCACCGGUGGUGCCGCCAUCAUGCGCGCGGGCCCCAACCUUCUGAAGCUCGCCAGGAAGGAGCAGUGCCUCGCGCUCGGCACCCAGCUCAGGACAAAGUUCAAGAUCAACUACCAGUUCUACCGCGUGUUCCCCAGCGGCGAGGUGCAGUACCUGCACCCCAAGGACGGCGUGUACCCCGAGAAGGUGAAUGCUGGCCGUGCCAACUCCAACUGGAGGCAGGUGCAGACACGUGGCAGGUAUGCAGAGUACCCACGUGUCACACAUGCUGCCGUGGUGCAUCCACAGCAUGCCACGUGGCUGCUCAUCCACGGGGGAUACGGUGGCAACGGACCCACGCUCGAGUUCCUCGAUGAUCUCUGUGUACUCGAUACAGACUCGCUGAGCUGGCAUGACCUGAGCCCCUCAGGCUCCCCGCCCCCUGCGCGCGGCUACCACUCCAUGACAAACCUUGCCGGCCGCGCCAUUGUCUUUGGGGGGAAGACCAAGCAGCGGGCCGACAAGGAGCAGCACAGCCUCUGGGCGUACAACCCGCUAACCAAUGCGUGGGAGCAGCCUACAGUAGCAGCAGGGGGGCCUCAUGCGCAGCCGCGGUCCAAUCACGCUGCGACAGGUGUCGGGGGCGGGAUGGCAGUGGUGCAUGGGGGGCGCGUAAAGAAGGAGCGCUUGGAUGACCUCUGGCUGCUGCAGGCCAAAGCCCCGCCACACAGCACACCGCCAUCACCCCCAUCCGCUCAUCUCUCUGCACCCAUCUCCCUCGCCUGGCACCGCAUCGCCACGCUCCCCUCCUCCGCGCCCAUGCCCGCCGUGCCUGCACGUGUGGGCGAGGGGGGGAAUGACAGAGGCGGGUGGGGGGGGAGCGGAGCAGUGGGGCCAGCAGGGAGGGCGGCGCACUCUGUGGUGCACUGGGGGCGGUCGCUCUUCCUCUUUGGCGGCUAUGGUGGCAACGGUGGGUACCAAUCAUACGCCGACCUCUUUGCUCUCCGGAACCUUCCUGCCGCCUUCCCAGCAUCCAGCCAAUCACCUGCUGCCACAUCUGCAGGCGAGCAUGAGCAUGGGGGAAGCGAGAUUCCAGGCCUCCAGUCAGCUGUCCCCAGACUGCUGCGAGCCAAUCGUGGAGCGACACGUGUCAGUGCAGGGGUUGCUGCUGGCACACGUGGGGCAGCAAGAGUAGGCCCGUGUGAUCGACACGUGGCUGUGGGAGGAGAAGGAGGGGGAGAUGCAGAAGCAGGGAAAGUGGCAAAGAGUCCUUUCGCUGGCAGGGAGAGGGGCGGCAGGCGAGGGGAGGAGGGGUCUGGAGAGGUGAGAGGGAGGGGGGCAAGGGAGGAGGGAGAGGAGGGCGAUGGGGGAAGGGGAGGGGAUGUGAGGGGAAUGGGAUUUGGAUUGAGGGGAGGGGUGGAGGGAGCAGCAGCGGCAGGGGUUGGGACGGCGAAGGGGGGUGGAGCUGUGGGCAUAGAUAGGCUGGGUCUAGGUGUGGGUAGGGAAGGAGGCUCAGAUUCCGAGGCAUCAGGUUCGGAAACAGGUCCGGUGGGUGGGGAUGAGAGGGAGGGUGGGGCGAAGAGAAGGAGGAUGGACCAAGAUCAAACUUUUGCUGCCGGGGAGAGGAGAGAUGGGGAGGAGGGGCAUUCAAGAGGAAGGAGGGGAGUGGGGGGAAGGGGGGAAGGGGUCAGAGGCGCAGAGAUGGCGGGAGGAGGGGCAGCUGUGACUGCAAGGGGAGAUGAGGGAGGUGGCGGGGAGGUGGGACGAGGGGGGAUGACCUGGGGAACAUUGGGGGGAACGUUGGGGGGAACGUUGGGGGGAACGUUGGGGGAAACGUUGGGGGGAACGUUGGGGGAAACGUUGGGGGGAACGUUGGGGGAAACGCUGGGAGAAGCGGUGGGGAGUAUGCUUGGCAGGGAGAAGAGAGUGGGAUGGGGGGAAGUGAGGGGUUGUGAGGGGGAGAGGCUAGGAGACAGUGGCGCAGAGUUGAGGGGAGGUGGGGAAGGAGGAGUAGGGGAGGAAUGGGGAUGCAUGGACUUGCGCGAGGAGAGGGCAGGAGGUCAUGAGCAGGGAGGGGAGCAAAGGGGGAAGGAGGCGGGUGAGCGUGGGGAGACGAGAUUAGGCAGAGGCGGGAGUUGUAGGGAUGGUGCUGUGAUGAGAGCAGGGGUUGGGGUGACGGGAGAGAGGGGGGUAGCAGGUGGGGCGGUGGGGGCAGAGGAGAGGGGCAACUGGCGCACAGGCAGGGCAGGGGCAGUUGGGGUGGAGAGGUGUGGUGGAAGCAAGGGGAGGGCGGGAGAGGAGGGGAGAGAGGUGGUGAGGGAGCGAGUGGGGGAAGCACAAGGGAUAGAGAUGGAUGGAGUGGGAGAAGUGGGAGGAGGGAAGGGCGUGCAUGGAGCGAAGGAGGUGCAAGGCGUGCAUGCGAUGGCUAUGGGCAUGGAGGAGCGUCUUGCAUCGCUGGAGCGAGAUGCGCUUCUGCGAGCGGCCAUGGACAUGGAGCAGCAGAUUCGGACGCUCUCACACGAGCUCGCAGCCGCCAGGGCUGAGGGGGCAGCUGCGAGGGCGAAGGGCGAGGCAGCGCGGAGGAGGCUGGAAUGUUCCGAAAAGGAGCUCGCAGCAGCGAAGGCAGAGGGGGCAGCAGCAAGAGCACAAGAGAUGGUGACAAGGGCAACGUGUGAACGGAUGCAGAAGGAGGUGUCAGCAGCGAGGGAGGAGAGGGAGGUGGCGAGAAAGUUAGUGCAGCGAUGUGAGGGUGAGGUGAGGGCAGCACGGGCGGAGGGGGAGGCGGCGAGGGCAGCAGCGAGGGAGGAGGCGGUGCAGAGGGCAGCGGCAGAGAGGGAGCUGCGUGGAGCUGUGAGCUCUUUGGAAGCUGAGCUGGCUCGUGCCAAGGCACAGGGUGAAGAGGAGCGGCGGCAGAGGGAGGUGCAGAGGCGGAAGGCGGAGGAGCAGCAGCAGCGGGCGUGUGAGCUAGAGAGGCACGUGGGGGAGGGCGAGGCGAGGAUGAAGCAGCUGGAGGCACAGCUAGCUCAGGCGACUGCGGAGGCUCAGGAAGCAACUAAGCGGGCGAGCAGCCAGCAGCAGGAGGCUCAGAAGCUCAGAGGAGAAUUGCAGGAAGCACAUGAGGAGCUGUCAUCUCUGCAUGCUGAGGUGGCAUCGCAGCGACAAUCCAUGGAUUCCUUGAAAACCGCCCAUGCUCAGGAGCAAUCCCGAGCAGCGCAGCAGCUUGCCGCAGUUCAGGCGCAACUGGGGGAGGUGCAGCAAGAGCAGCAGCAGCUGCAGCGGGCUCUGAGAGAAGCCCAGCAGCACAGCGCCCAGGUGGAGACGGAGUGGCGGCAGCAGAAGCAGGCGGCGGAGGAGGAGCAGCAAAGAAGGGCGGAGCAACACAGGAGAGAAAUGGAGCAGAUGCAAGCAAGGCUCAUAGAGGCUGUGGGUCAGAAGCAGUGCGCAGAGCAACGCCUGGAAGAUUCCAGGAAGCGGGCUGAUGAGCUAAGCGAGCGGGUCAAGCAGGUGGAGCAGCGAGCAGAGCAGCACGUGGCAGCAGCGCAGCAGUGGAGGCAAACCGAGGCUCGCCUGCAAUCGUCUCUCCACAAAGUGAAGCUGGAAAGGCAGCGGCUGCAGAGUCAGGCCGACACACUCAGGGCGCACCUGGCACGGCACCAGGCGGUGCAGCAACAGAUGGAGAGCAGCUGCCAGCAACUGCGAGGCAGCACUGACACGCUCUCUGCCCUGCUGCGCUGUAACACCACCACUGCUCGUAACCCUACUGGUUUAGGGGAACUACAUGGUAGUGAUGAUGAUGACGGUGGUGGUGCUGGUGGUGUUGGGGUUGGUGAUGGUGGUGGCGGUGGUGGUUGGGUGAAUAGAGGCAGGCAGCACAGGGGGGAGCAGCAUGAAGCAAUGGAGGGUGGGAAUGACUGGUUGUUUCCGCAUGGGGAUGAGCUGAACCAGCAACAGCAAGGGCAAGGGCAGCAGCAGCAGCAGCAGCAGCGGAUAGGGCAGGUGCAGGAGCGAAGGCACGCGCAAGGGGGAGUGGAGGUGCAAGGGAGAGAGCAGGGUGUUUUGGCUCUGCUCCACCCUCCUCCUUCCCCACAGCACCUACCGCGCCAGCAGCAGUCAGCAGCACACGCACAGCAGCAGUCAGCAGCAGCAGCAGGUGCGCACGGGGUGUCGGAGCAUUCAAGGCAUGCGGCACGUGGGGGGCAAGCAGGUGCGGCACGUCUUGGAGGUGCCACCCCCCACUGCCUGCAUGCUGCUGCUGCCCACUCACCCCCCCCUACUGCCCGUCAAGUGUUCCGCCCUCCCUAA
Molecule: messenger RNA, 5838 nt
Organism: Closterium sp. Naga37s-1
Lineage: Eukaryota; Viridiplantae; Streptophyta; Zygnematophyceae; Desmidiales; Closteriaceae
Source: the annotation of a GenBank genome assembly